Molecule: messenger RNA, 588 nt
Organism: Molossus molossus (Pallas's mastiff bat)
Lineage: Eukaryota; Metazoa; Chordata; Mammalia; Chiroptera; Molossidae
Product: 60S ribosomal protein L9-like
Exons: 1
Coding region: 1-588 (195 amino acids)
Biological process (GO): cytoplasmic translation
Cellular component (GO): cytosolic large ribosomal subunit; ribosome
Molecular function (GO): rRNA binding; structural constituent of ribosome
Source: RefSeq, a predicted model, not a curated record
AUGUCGGUAAUACCUGGCCUGCUCUUUGCUGCAUCUGCUGCGAGGAUGAAGACCAUUCUCAGCAAUCAGACUGUCGACAUGCCAGAAAAUGUCGCCAUCCCUCUGAAGGGCCACAGUUAUUGUGAAGGGCCCCAGAGGCACCUGCGGAGGGUCUUCAGCCACGUCAGUGUAGAACUCCAUCUCCUUGGACAGAAAGAGAAGAGGCUCCGGGUUGACAGGUGGUGGGAACUGGAAAGGAACUGGCCGCCGUUCGCACUGUCUGCAGCCCUGUGCGGAACGUGCCCAAGGGCGUCCCACUGGGCUCCGGUACAAGAUGAGCCUCGUUGUUCAGGAGAUGGUUCUCUUGUCAAGUCAGAAAUUUCUUGGGCGAAAAUACAUCCGCAGAGUCAGAUGAGGUCAGGUGUUGCUUGUUCAGUAUCUCAAGCCCAGAAAGAUGAGUUGAUUCCUGAAGGAAAUGACAUUGAACUUGUAUCAAAUUCAGCUGCUUUGAUUCAGCAAGCCACGACAGUUAAAAACAAGGAUAUCAGAAAAUGUUUGGAUGGUAUCCAUGUUUUUGAAAAGGGAACAAUUCAGCAGGCUGAUGAAUAA